AUGUCACAAGCUGGACCGUCGAAUUAUCAACAAAGUGAGGAUUCUCACAUAUGUCAAAGAUGUCAUCAGCCAUUGAUCCUCGAUCCAUCAAUACAAAACCUCACUUCUUCACAAUACAAUUUAAUCACAUCAGCGUUACCUUCUUCUCCAUAUUCAGAAUCGCAAUUACCCGUAUCAAGUACCAACAAAUUAGCUUCGUUACCACCUUCAUCAAGGGAAGCAGCUAAAAUAUGGUCAGAAUCAAAUCACAUUCCCUUCAAUUCAUCAUCUACAACUUCCACUAACAAGGGAGUGGCAGAAUCGUUUAUCCUGUUAUCUGAUUCUUCAUUAUUGCCUCCCCCGCAUUCUCAUUCUCAUUCACAUUCUCAUUCGAAUCCAUCACAUCCGUAUACGAAUCCCACAAGAUCGCAAACACAAACACAAACACAAACACAGUCGCAGAUACCUCAAAACACAAAUACAAAUCUAGUUAAUCAACUGCAUUCAAUAUUAUCUUCCAACACACCCAUAUCACAUCCAUUAUGUACUGAAUGCACUGCACUGCUAACUUCUGAAUUCCAGAAAUUAGCCGAAGAAUUAACUAAAGAGAGAGAUGCAUACAUCAAUUUCGAAAAGAAUAUUCAAAGAAAUAGGGAUAACCAAAAAUCAAACGGUAAUAACAACACCUCAAAAAACAAUAGGAAGAGUACAGAUGUGAAUGAUGAUAAUCUGAAAGAUGAUGUUUCAAGACCAGGAUUGGGACCAGAGUCAGAAGAAGGAUUGGGCGAAUUUGAUAUCGAAGGAAAUGAAGAUGAAUGGGAUGAAUUGAUCAAACGUAAAUCUCAAUUGGAAGAAGAAGAAAUCAAAUUGAAAUUGAUAUUAGAACAAAAAGAAUUCGAAUUGAACAAAGUCAAAUUAGAGGAGGAACAAGUCAAAAAAGAUGAACAAGAUAUUGAACGUGAAGAGACUGAAUACUUGCUUGAACACGCAUCCCUCUCAACCCAUCUAUCUCACUUGAAAUCUGAAUUGUCGACCGCUCAAACCCAUUUAUUGUUAUCUCGUUCAUUACUCUCGCAUCUUGAAUCGACCAACGUAUAUAACGACGCAUUUCAAAUUGGACAUGUACCACUUGAUCCUUCAUCUGGAAAUGGAAUAACGGUAGGAACGAUAAAUGGUUUAAGAUUAGGUGGUAGACCUACUGUUGAUUGGGAAGAAAUCAAUGCUGCUUGGGGUUUAACAGCUUUAUGUUUAGAUAGAAUUGCUGAUAAAGUUGGUUACACCUUUAUCUCAUACAAGAUCGUCCCACUAGGCUCAUAUUCACGUAUAGAGGAAUUACCACCCGCAAAAGGUGUAUACGAAUUGUAUGCCUCAUCAGAUUUAUCGCCUGCUAGAUUACUACAAAAUAGAAGAUUCAAUCAUGCCAUGGUAGCCAUACUGGAUUGUCUAAAACAAUUGAUUGAAUACGGUAAGAAAGCAAAUAAAGGUUGGGCGAACAACAACAUUGAGAUAUACAAAGACAAGAUAUCAGGACACUCGAUAAAAUUACCUGGUAUAUCGUCAAUGCCACUUACUUUACCUUCAAUGUCAAUAAUGGGUUUAGGAUCUUCUUCUUCUUCUUCUUCCACGGCAAAUCCUUCUUCUUCAUCCACGGCGUAUAAAGAUAAAUCGGAUAACGAUUCCACGGCUGAAGAAGGCUGGACGAAAGCUUGUCGUGCGGUCUUGGUAGUGCUUAAAAGGGUCUUGAUGGUUGAAAGUCAAAUGGACAGGGGUGCGGUAGGACGAUGA
Kwoniella shivajii is the source of this 1764-nucleotide messenger RNA. RefSeq lists its product as uncharacterized. Gene Ontology annotation, cellular component: phagophore assembly site; phosphatidylinositol 3-kinase complex, class III, type II; fungal-type vacuole membrane. The coding region runs from base 1 to 1764 and encodes 587 amino acids. Lineage: Eukaryota; Fungi; Basidiomycota; Tremellomycetes; Tremellales; Cryptococcaceae. The record is from RefSeq and is a predicted model, not a curated record. Gene Ontology annotation, biological process: late endosome to vacuole transport; cellular response to nitrogen starvation; autophagosome assembly. The transcript is spliced from 5 exons.